Messenger RNA from Bursaphelenchus xylophilus (pine wood nematode), 1017 nucleotides. The record is from the annotation of a GenBank genome assembly. Lineage: Eukaryota; Metazoa; Nematoda; Chromadorea; Rhabditida; Aphelenchoididae.
AUGAGCAGCAACGACCUUGUGGUUGAUUCCUGGGAACAACUGGACGAUGAGGAAGGUGAGCAGAAUGGAACCGAAGCUCUGGACAAAGUAUGUUGUUCUAUCUUUUCUUUUUAUUUCGAUUUUUAGUUAAACGCUGCGUUGGAGAACCUCAAGGUCACAAAAACAGCCCUGAAGCCGGCCAAAGAUCCGUUCGCGGAGAAGAAGAAGAAAGCUGAAGUGCCGAAGGCUGUGACGGCAUCGUUGAAGACAUCAGACUUGGGAUCUAGUGGGGAUGAGAAGGAUUCGGAGGGCAAAUACGACGGGCUGAGGCAUAUUGUGAUAGUCAAGGGAAAUCCGGUUGAUGAAGAGUCGUUGAUGCAUCGAAUAACGGCUGAUUUUGGAAGAAAUGUGAGAAUGGAAAAGGUUGAUGAGAAAACAGUGCUAUUGGUUUUCCAUAACACUUUGAAUGGUGAGAUCUUGGAAUGGGAUAGCCAGAUCUGACGUUGGUUGAAAAAAUUUAGGAAAUCAAUGGGUUUGGCACAUUUCAAUUGCUGAUGAUCUCGGAAAUAGACUAUAGAUUGAUCAGAGAAGUUAAAUACGGCUUUUAAAACAGAAUGAAUACCAAAAUCGGCCAUAUUUUAUAUUGUAGUAGACAUGAAUUUGGAUUUUUAUGAUUUUUCUUCCCGAAAUUUUAAUUUAUUACUUUCCCACUUUCUGUAUAACUGUAAUGAUCUAUUUUUGAUCAUUUUAGCGCGUCAUUGCGUCCGCUCCUCCAACAAAUACGCUCCCAUGAAGCUCUAUCUUGUUGAUGAACCAGAGGUGGAUGAGCACGUCAAAUAUUGCCAAAAACACAAAUCCACCCUUCGACCAGUCCAAUCCGAAGUCCGACCAGCCACAAAUGUCAGCGUGAUACGACAGGCCGUCUCCAGACAUCUCAAUGUUCGAGUUCCAGUUUCGGCGGAGCAAAAGAACGCCGAAAAAGAGCAAAUCCGCGAAGCCAAGGAGAGGAAACGCGCUAUCAAGGCGAUAUGGGAGUAA